GCCGUGAGCAGACAUCCCCGGGGGUGACCCUCACCAACAGCCUCAUCGCCAUGAGGAACCUGCCUCCGCUGGUGGAGCCUCCAGAGAGCCGGCGAGAGUCCACACAGAGCCGACCUUCCUCACCCAGGCUGGCAGGGAGGGUCUCUGGGAACAAAGGACACCCCGAGCCCCCGCCUUCCUCUGGAUCCAUGGAACUGGUGUCACCCUCAACCAUCCGCUUGGACCGGGAGAACAUCUGCACUAUCGGGAGGCUCAGGAGCCUGCAGGAGAUUCACAGCCUCUACCUGCAGCAGAACCAAAUUGAGAAGAUCGAGAAUCUGGGCUGCUUUCCCAACCUGCGGUUCCUCUCCCUGGCUGGCAACCGCAUCCGCAGAGUGGAGAACCUGCAGCCCCUGCGACACCUGCGCGCCCUUGACUUGGCCCACAACCAGAUCCAGAUGCUGGACCCAGACGAGCUGCCCCGCAGCCUCCGUCUCCUUGACUUAACGGGAAACGAAUGCACUCGCCAGCACGGAUACAGAGAGCUGGUGGUGGGGGCUCUGCCCCACCUCCUGCAGCUGGACGGCCAGCAUGUCCGUGGCAGCAUGGGGGAGGAAGAGGAGGAAGGAGGGUCUUCCAGCAGUGAGGACGACGACAACGAGUCGCUCUCUGAGCCGAGCGGCCCCUUCUCUGCAGGCAAAGAAUUCUUUGCGGAUCUGCACCGGGAGCUGGCCGAGCGCUCACAGAGGAGGCGAAGAGAGGCCCUGAAAGAACACUGGACCCAUCUGGAAGAGCUGGAGGAGCUGCAGGAGCGUCAGG
Tauraco erythrolophus (red-crested turaco) is the source of this 798-nucleotide messenger RNA. The record is from RefSeq and is a predicted model, not a curated record. Lineage: Eukaryota; Metazoa; Chordata; Aves; Musophagiformes; Musophagidae.